Molecule: messenger RNA, 2203 nt
Organism: Leptopilina boulardi
Lineage: Eukaryota; Metazoa; Arthropoda; Insecta; Hymenoptera; Figitidae
Gene: aos
Product: protein giant-lens
Exons: 4
Coding region: 11-907 (298 amino acids)
Source: RefSeq, a predicted model, not a curated record
AGUAUUUACCAUGAAAGGAUUCGUGGUUUUCUUUAUGUUUGCUGUCUUGAGCAUUGCAAGGAAUGAGUGCAAAACAUUGGGCCUACAAAAGAGUGAUUAUGAAUCCUCGCAAAUGAAUAGGUAUUACACGUUGAAUGAGAAAAAAAAUUUAGCGGAAGUGGAGAAAUUUCAAGAUGUUGACAUUGAGAUCGAUUUACUUGAUAGUAAACAUCCAAAACGACAGGAGCACGAGACAAAUGAGGAACAGGAGCCAUUAGUCAUUUAUCAGAUUGGGGUUGGCGAAGACGAUCUUCCAGAGUGCUCGUCGAAAAACGAGAUUUGCAGUAAAGUGGAUUUGUACGGUGCCCCUUGGGUAGAGAGACAGUGUCGUUGUCCAGGUGGACGAUCAUGCCCCAGUACUGCAAAUGCCAAUGAUGGCCACACACUUGCUGACAGAACGAGACAGUACAAACUUUGUGAAGCAGUCAAAAGAAUUCCAUUUUGCCGCUAUUUCAAGGAUGUCACGUGGUCGUUACAACCAUUUGGAGGUCCAAUGAAUUCGACAGUACAACGAGUUCACUGUAGAUGUCGUCCAGGUGGAGUUCCUUAUUUACUAAAACGAGAAGCACACUUGACACCCAAAGGAGUAUACGUUCCUGUCUAUUACUUUGGGUGUUCGCCGCAAAGUGUAAGCAUCGCUAGUAAAAUGAAGUGCGCAAAAAAGGAGCCAUGCAAACUUUUUACUGUUCGCAAAAGAAAUAAAAAUGAAGUUGCAGUUGAAGAUGUUUCUGUAUCGCCAUUGUGCCAAUGUCACAAAGGUUUUAGGUGUCCGAAAAAACACACGGAUCCAGGAUCGAUAUCAGCGAGAUCAUACGCUGGAAUGGAUAUUAAAACCUAUAGUGCGUACUGUGUACCAACGCAUCACUAAAAAAAAAAAAAAAAAAAGAAAAGAGAAAAAUUGAAAACACUCUUUUGAAGACAUUUAAAAAUCGUGACAAACAAAAGAUAAAAGAAAAUUUCUUUUAUGAGAAUAAAAUUCUCAAAAAAAAAAAGUUUUAUCCUAUUUCCUCGAGAUAUCAAAAAAGGGAAAUGAGAAAUUUUUUUUUAAGUACAACACCGAUUCACGUCUUCUGGGACUUUGCUCAAAGCAAGUGAGAUUUCAAAGUGAUUGGUAAUUUUUUUUUUUGUAUUGUUGAUGAGUGAACGUUUGUGUGUGAAAUGAGUAAAUGUAACGCAAGGAUGAGGUUGAAAAAACCGUUAUUUUUGCUUUUUCGAUUAUUGACUUUUCAAAAAUAAAAAAAAAAUAUUUAUGUAUUUCAAACCCCCUGUAAAAGUUGUAAAAAAAGAAAAGAAAAAAGGGACAAAAAUCGACAAUUAAGUGUAGUUACCAAGUCAGGGCAUUGUUCGUCUGUAUCGACAGUCGGUAAGAAAGAGAAAACCGAUUUAAACAUUUCAAACAAAAAAUUCAAUGUUGAAAUGUUGUCUAUGUGAAAAUUAAUUGUCGAUUAAAAUAGACUUUCAGAAAGGUUGUUUUAUAAUCGAAAAUGCAAAGGAACAAUUUUUUUUUAUCUAAUAAAUUAGUUAAAAUAUAUAUUUAAUGAAAAAAAAAGAAGAAAAAACAAAACAUAAUACAAAUUUGUUAGAGAUUUUAAUUUUUGAUAUCUCCUCCUUGUUAAUAGUAUUUUAAGCAUUAUAUUUGCUGUGUUACUUGUAAAUUGUAGCAGUGUGACACAAAAGCUUUAAAUUUGACAGGGAAGGGGGAUGAAGAGAAAAAAAAAGAGAGAGAAAUAAGGAAUUAAUGUUGAAUGAUUCGUCGCAUUGUUAUUAUGUUUUCACUGUAUUUAAAAUAUAUUGUAAAAUUAGUAUACAUUUUGAAUCUCAUAGAUUUGUAUUUUAAUGAGUUUGUUAUUACAUUACUUUACAAAUUUUUAAUUUAAUUUUUAAACUUGAUUAGAAAAAUUCAUUUUUUUAUUAUUUUUUUUUACUUGAUUAAAAUAUUGUCUUUAACAAGACAAAAAGGAUAUAUUGAAUUUUAAAUAUUUGUAUAUUAGACUUAAAAUUAAUUUCCUUUCGAUUGUAUACUAAAUUUACAAUAUUAUUAUUUUUCAAUAAUGUAGAUACAAAAUUGUCGUUAUAAAUUGUAUAUGCAGUGUAUAGAUGAUUUCUUUUAGCGACUAUUGUUUAUCAAGCAGUUACAAUAAAUAAUAUUAUUUUAUUUUAUUAA